AUGGAUUUCUUCAAUUCAAACAGGGACAAGAAGUAUGGAAAAAGAGCAGGAUUGUUCGGUCACAAAAAUGCGAGCAAGAGCAACCCUUCGAGCCCACCUCAUCCCACCGAGGGUCGAUCUCCGCCUGUGUCUUAUUUCGUCGGCAUCAAAAGAUCGGAAUCAGAGCACGCGUUCCCAAUCUCCGAUGACCAUACCACUCACUGGAAACAACAGCAAGCCUCUGAACGUGUCCGCAAUUCCCACCAUCGCCCUCCGGUCUACAGAUAUAGCACGCCGGAGCGUCCUAGAGAGCAUGGUAAUGAUAGAACCGAGGGCAUGACUUAUGAGCCUGAUGCCGACGUGACCCCGAGGAGCAACGGUUCUAUGAGCCCCUUUAGAUCUGCAAGAACCCGCACACCUGAUCGCCGUAGAAGGUCUACCGAGUUUAGCAGAGAGCUGUACGAGAGAAUGUAUGAGGCAGAGGCCAAUGUGAGCCCUUUUCACCCCUCCAGAAGCCGCUCUCCAGCUCCCUACAACAACACGAAUGAUCGAGGGAGAGACUACAGCCGAGAAAGGUAUGAGGCAGAGGGACAUGUAACAUCUCGGAGGAGCGCUCCUUCAAGCCCAUUUCAUCCCUCCCGAAGCCCGCCACACACAAGGCCUGAGAGAUACAAGAACGGGAAAGAUCGAUUCGAGGGGAUGUACGAGGCAGAUGAAGAUGUCACACCGCGUAACAGCCCUCCCAUGAGCCCUGUUCAUGGAGCCACAAGCCGCUCUCCACCACCACCAUUCUACUCAUCCAGCGACGAUGACGAAGACAACCUUUCCACCUACCUUUUUCCAGAGAUUGCUACUGGGCAUCGUUCCAGGGGGGUUUCAGGGAGCAGCACGGUGCGUUUUGUCAUCUCUUCCGGACAUCUUUUUCUGUUUACCAAAGCAGAGUAUCCAAAUGAUUUCUUUCCGUUGUUGCAGCCGGUUCACUACAAGUACCAGAUCACCACCGGGGCAGAUACCUACGAGCAAGACAGGCAGUUCGAGCCCCCGGAGCUCGCGGACGAGUCUGAGAGCUUCACGCUGCAGGAGAUCACUAAAAUGCGCGGACUUGAGAGCUACGAGGCAGGAAAGGAGAUACAGCGGGCUUACGUCUCCGUCGCCAAUUACAAGGUGAGUCAGAGCGUCUCCGCCACGCUCAAGGCGAUCAUAGACAAACACGGAGACAUCGCCGCCUCCUCGAAGCUGCAAUCCACCUCAACAAGGUCCUUUUACCUGGAAUCCCUAGCGGCAGCAGUGAUGGAGCUGAAAUCGACGGCGCUGAGAGAUCUGAGCAAGACUCGCGUGGCGGAGAUCGCGGCGGUCGUCAAGGACAUGGACUCGGUCAAGAUCGACGUGACGUGGCUCAAAACAGCCGUAGGUGAACUAGCGGAGGCGGUGGAGUGCUUCGGGCAGUACGACGCGGCGAAGAUGGAGAAAGAGGAGUGCAAAAGGGGAAUGACGGAGGGGAAGGUGGAGAUGGAGGAGCUGAAAGAGGAGCUGAGGAGGAGAGAGGAGGAAACAAAGGACUGUCGAGAGAGGGUGACGGCGAUGGCGGGUCGAAUGGGGCAGCUAGAGAUGAAGGAUUCGAGGGUGAGGAAGAACCUGGAGCUGUUCCAGAGCAAGGUCCAUAAAUUCGAAGGCGAAGCUGUCCUUAUCGAGCUCUGA
Thlaspi arvense is the source of this 1677-nucleotide messenger RNA. The record is from the annotation of a GenBank genome assembly. Lineage: Eukaryota; Viridiplantae; Streptophyta; Magnoliopsida; Brassicales; Brassicaceae.